UCCGAGUACGAGCGUCACAUCUCAACGUCGCUGUUGGGAAAGGGGGUGAUUGACUGAGGAGAGGACAGAGCGCAGGACAAGUACGAUUAUCUGUCUUAUAAAGAGACAAGAAGGCGACACAACACGGACUGGAGCUGGACGAGGAGACGCAGUCUGCAGGAUUAUAACCCUGUGCUUACUUUACAUAAAUAAUAAUUAAAAAAGGGACUUUAAAACCCUCAGAUCUGCUGUGCAACAGGUUUUAACACUGGAUUUUAUGAAUAAUGGAUGAGCUUCAGGACUUUUUAUCAACUUUUAAUAUUUUUGUUUACUAAUAUGGAUUUAUAACAGUCAUUUUUGCCGGAGUACGCACUGUUGGAGCAUUUUUACGCACAGCCCUCUCGUGUUUGGAGGACUCUGCAAACUGGGAACAUUUUGUGCGCUUCCAUACAUAUCCAGGUUGCCCAAUUUUCUCCAGUGUAUCACAUCUCGCCUGUGGCUGUACCCGUUAAUAGCAACACAGAUCGCCUAACACAAACUGACACUAGGUGCCUCCUAAACACGUGCCGCUGCCGUUUCUCCCAUCUGUUGUUGGAAAAAGUUGCACAACUCUGGGCGACAACAUCACCCACCGCCCUAAAAUGCUGCCUCUACCCCCGCUGUUGCUCAUCGUUUUCCCCGCUGCGCUCUUCGUGGCCGCGCAAGGCGCCGGGGACCUCCACGGUUUCAGCUUCCCCGGUGGGAGCGCGGGGUUCGACCCAACAGACCCCUGCAUGGUCGUGUCUCCACCAUGUAUGAGCGAGGCGGAUCGCUUCAGCCUGGAGGCCCUGCGGAGCAUCCAUCAGAUGAUGGACGACGACCAAGAUGGAGGGAUCGAGGUGGAGGAGAGUGUAGAGUUUAUCAUUGAAGACAUGAAGCAGCAGCAGACGAACAAACACAGCAACCUGCACAGAGAAGACCAGCACAUCACAGUCGAGGAGCUCUGGAGGGGCUGGAAGUCAUCUGAAGUACAUAAUUGGACUCAAGAUGCGGUUCUUCGCUGGCUGAAGGAUUUUGUUGAGCUGCCACAGUACGAGAGGAACUUCAAGGAGUUCAAGGUCAAUGGAAACACACUUCCCAGGAUUGCAGCUAAUGAGCCUUCAUUCCUGAGUGGCCAUCUGAGGGUUCAGGACCAGAGAGACAAGCAGAAGCUCAACAUCAAAGCUCUGGAUGUUGUUCUGUUUGGACCACCUACACGCCCCCCACAUAACUACAUGAAGGACCUGCUGCUAAUUGUAUCCGUGGUGAUGGGAGUUGGAGGUUGCUGGUUUGCUCAGGCCCAGAACAAAGCCAGUAAGAUUCACAUUAGCAGGAUGAUGAAAGAUUUGGAAAGUCUGCAGAGGGCUGAACAGAGCCUCAUAGAUCUGCAGGAACAACUUGAGCGUGCCCAGGAAGAGAAACGUAACGUCGCGGAGGAGAAACAGAAUCUGGAGGAGAAGAUGAGGGACGAGAUUAUGGGGGCACAGGAGGAGGCUCACCGUCUGCAUGAGCUGAGGCAGGGAGCUGUCAGCGAGCUCAGCCGCCUUAGAUAUGCAGAGGAAGAGUUGGAGCAGGUCCUCGGAGCACUGAAGCAGGCAGAGAAAGACAUGCAUGCUAGCUGGACCGCCUCAGAGGCCCUCCAGCAGUGGCUGCAAAUGACACAUGAAGUAGAGGUCCAGUACUACAAUGUCAAGAAGCAGAGUGCAGUACUACAGCUUGCCGCUGCCAAGGAAGAGGCAGAGAAGAUUAAGAAGAAGAGGAGUUCUGUGCUAGGCACUCUCCAUGUCGCCCACAGCUCUUCUCUAGACCAAGUUGACCACAAGAUCCUGGAGGCAAAAAAUUCCUUGUCUGAAGUGACGGGCUGCCUACGGGAGCGCCUCAAUCGCUGGCAGCAGAUUGAGCGCCUCUGUGGCUUCCCCAUCAUUAGGAAUCCUGGCCUCGCUCAGCUCACUGCUCAGCUCUACUCGGACUCAGUUGCCCUCGGGUUGCCCCGAGUGUCCCAGCCAUCUUGUUCAUGCCACAGCUCCGUCCAUGGGUCUAUAGAGGAUCUGUUAGAAGAGCCUGCUCCUCCAAUCUUACCACAGAUGCCAGUUCCAGUUCCAGUUCCACCACUGAAGCGCUCUCCUCGAACACAGGGAUCCACCAUAUGCCGGUCACGUCGUCCUGGCGUUGUUACUCAGCCACCAGCUGGCAUGAUUUCCCAGGACCCCGACCUUCUCAUACCUAUCCGAGCCCCAUACCCUUGCUUUGAUGAGGAAGAUCGCUUCCUGAAAACUCUGAAGAAACAAGACUCCCAAGAGAUGUUUUCAGACACAGAAUAUAUGACUUCACCUCCUCUCAGCAAAAUGUUCCCAUGUCCCACAAUUGACACUCCAUCUCAAAAGUUCUAUCAUGAUGAAACGGAACUGCUUUCAGACAGCUCCAUUGCAAAACCUUUGACUAAAGAAGUAGAAGCUGUUGUUGAAUCUCCAAUUCGCAAAAUCUCUGUACAAGAACUUGAAGCUUCUACUUCUUUGGAGAUCCCAUCUUUGAAGUUGCCCAAAGAAGAGUCUUUGCUAGAGGUUACUUCAAGGAAGAUAUCCAGAGACAGGAGUGAAGGUCCCAUCAAUGUUGCAGUUAGAAAGGGGCUUACUAAUGAGCUGGACACAGACCUUCUUGCCAGGAAAGUUGAGAGAGAUACAAUAGGGGAUCUGAUGGACACUGCUUCAAGGAAUGUAUACAGAGAGAGAAGUGAUUUACCUAUGGAUGUAAGAAAGAUUCUUUGGAAUGAAAUAGAAACACCAACAAAGGUGGCACCUAAGAAGAUAACAAGAGAUAUGAUGGGGAUGUCAAUGGACAGUGUCUCAAGAAAGAUGAUACGAGAUGAUGUUGGGCAUGUGUUGGACUCGGUAUCCAAGAGGAUUACAAGAGAUUCAAUGGGAAAGUCCUUCGAUACAAGUUCAAGAAAGAUUCCAUGGAAUAAAGGAGAAUAUCAGCUUGAGUCGCUUGAGUCGACUAGAACACCACCAAGAAAGAUAUCCAGAGAUGAGCUGGAGUAUUGUACAGACACUUCUUCCAUUAGGAUGUCACCAAGAGAGAAAUAUGAACUACUUAUGGAUACCGCAUCGUCUACAGAGAAGCAAGAGUUUAGUUUAGAACCACCAGCAAGUAGGAGAAUAUUGAGAGAUGAACUUGAUAUAUCUGGUGAUUCUCUCAGAAGGAGAAUACCAAGAAUGGUAAGAGAAGACGAUUCCGCAGACACUUCUAUGGGAAAAAUCCCUUGGGAUAGAGUUGAAGCUUCAAUGGAAAUACCUAAACAAUCUAUACGGAGGGAGGAAUUGGAAGCAUUGGAAAGUUCAUCUCCAGGUCGAAUUGGGCAGCCAGACCUUAUGGUAACCACCCAUGGGCCAUGGAAGUCAUCAUCAGACCUUUUCACUGUUGGUCCAUUGAGCCAGCUUGUUUAUGAUGGAAUCCUUGAGAAGUCCUGCAGCUCCAUGGCUACAGCAUCAUCUAGCCUCUCAGCCUCAACACCAAACCUACCACAGAGCAGGCUUUUAGUGGAAGUAGAGCCACAGAUGCCACCACCACGGAUUGUCGCCCCAUCUCCUGCACUGCCCAGUGAGAAGCAUAAGGAAAAGAACAAGAAAUCCUUAAAGCUCAAAAAUCUUUUCAAAAGGAAAAAUGAGUCAAGUCCAGAGAAGCUUGAAAGUGGUCUUCAGAAACUCUGACUAUGAGCUUGGAAUGUUUGCCAUUUUCUUUUUAACAUUUUAUUGAACCAAAGAAGGGACUUUGACCUUACUGUAGAUAUGGUGCAAAGACAAAGUUUUAGAAAGCAUGAGAUCACCUAAAGCUGGAAGUGUCCAGAAUAACAAAAUUGAGUAAGAGAAACAUAAAGAUAUAUCAAUGUUUCCAUUCUCUGUCUUAAAAGCACUGGCAGUUAAAAAGUGCAGUACAUUUGGGUUGAAGCUGAUUUAUUUUCUAUUAAGUCUUAUGUAGACGUCGAAGCAGUUUAGACCAUACAUUAUUUUGGACACAUAUUUUUUUGAGGACUUGCCUAUGAAAGAUUAAAUGAUGUUAAUACUGAUGCUGCUCCUCUGUGUUUGAAGUCAAACAUCGAUGAAGUAAUUGCCUGCAGUUAAAAAUGAAUGUAUUCUUAUUUUCUGAGAAAAAAUGUUUUUCACUUCUUGUGAUGUCCUAAUCUCAGUCUUUACCCUGGAUGCUGAUUCGAGUUCUUUAACAGUCUUAUUAACGUUUUAACACAACAAUUUAAAGGUCCUAAAAAAAGAUUCUGUCAAUAAGAUUCUUGGAAAAAUGUAAUGUCACAUAUUUCUAUGCACCAAUCAUGAUUUAGCAAUAUUUGAAUCUUGAGUUUUUAGGGUCAGGUUUUUAAUAAAUAAUACUAAAGGGUGUAUUUUUUUCUUCUUAAUUUUCCAUCUGACUGCUGCUUAUUUAGUCUUGACUUUUAUUUUUUCUUUACUCAGGAUUGACCUAGGAAGUUUUCAGGGUCCUUAAAUACGUUUAUGUGUCAGCUGAGUAAGUCUGCACAAGAAAAAUAAAGCUUGCAGCAAAGAAUGAUUAAUUUUAUAAGCAAAAAUAAAUCUUUUUUUAAAAUGUUUUCAUGUUAUAUUUUGUAUAGAAAUGUAAUAAGUAAUAAUGUUUUGUAUAUUCAUGGAAAUGAGGGGCGUCAGUGUGGAUUUUCUUUAAGCAGGAAGCUUUGGACAGGUUUUUAAAAAAGAUUUUAACCUCCGAUAAAGUUGGUAAUCAACGUCAGCACUUUCAAGGUGUGGUUCACCUGCAAAAUGCUGCACAAAAAAUACACAUAUAUUUGUAAUGACAGUAUUCCCUGAUGAACAUGCUGUUAGAAUUGAAAUUGCUGUUUGCUUUUUGGUACUUGUGGGUACCUUAAUCUCGAUCUCUCGUGUUUUCAUGAAGUGCAGUGAGGCAUUUUUAAUACAUGGAACAAACAAACAGGUUUGGAAAUGGGUCAGACUCAACAUAAUACUGAUCCGUUUAAACUGAUCCUGUUCCUGUGGAUUGGGACAACCCAAGUUUUAUUGAAAACGUUCUGCUUUAGUUUGCUAAAUGUUCAUGAACAGUUUGCUUGCAAGCUGUUAUUUAUUUAUUUUUCAAACCCGUGUGCAUUUAAAUGCAUUUUCUAAAAAAAAAGCUUGAAUUGUUGAGGUUUAUGGAGGAUUUAUGCGUCUUUUAUUGUUUACAAGUAUGAAGUCAGCAUCUUAAGUAGUUUAUUUGAAUUACUUGAUUUAAAGAGUGCUUGUCAAAAGAAGUUUUUUCACGUCAUUAAUGUCUUUGUUCCAGUGUCAAGUGUAAGGAAUAUAUGAAUAAAUAAAUUGUAAAUAUGAAUUUAUGGGCUG
This is a messenger RNA of Larimichthys crocea (large yellow croaker), 5348 nucleotides long. It is a transcript of the gene stim2a, whose product is annotated as tromal interaction molecule 2a. Gene Ontology annotation, cellular component: endoplasmic reticulum; plasma membrane. The record is from RefSeq and is a predicted model, not a curated record. Lineage: Eukaryota; Metazoa; Chordata; Actinopteri; Sciaenidae. The transcript has 12 exons. Gene Ontology annotation, molecular function: calcium ion binding; calcium channel regulator activity; protein binding. Gene Ontology annotation, biological process: store-operated calcium entry; intracellular calcium ion homeostasis; activation of store-operated calcium channel activity. The coding region runs from base 621 to 3704 and encodes 1027 amino acids.